AUGCCGUAUUUUCACAUCUUCAUCAUUGCAGAAUUUGACACAAGUCGGAACCUGCGACAAAUGGACCAGAUGCUUGGACGAUAUCGUGAAUAUAGUGACAGACAGGCGGGUGCAAUAGAACACUUAAAAGAAAGCUUGGAACAGUCAAUAGAUCAUCUGCGGAGUCAACGUUUACUGAGAAACUCAGGGGGGAGGAGUGUUUCUGCUACAAGUCUGACUGCAAGUGACCUCGAUGGUGGCACCGUGACAGAGAGCCAUCGUUUUCCACCUACCUCACCUCUGAAGGACUAUGGGGAUCCACAGGGUAUUAAACGAAUUAGAUCCAGAAUUGGUGUCCGGUUUGUUCCAGAGACUGAUGAUGUAGUCCAGCUUCAUGCUUUUCAUCAGUCCCUCCGAGACCUCAGCAGUGAACAAGUUCGCCUUGGUGAUGAUUUCAAUAAGGAACUUUCCAGAAGAAGCCGUUCAGGUGGAACAGAGCAUACAGAGCAAGUUUCUCCCAGGUCAUCUCCGGGACCAGUUUGUAAAAAUGCUAGUGUGGGACGGCAUGACUGCCGACCACAAGCUUUCCUGUGCCGGGCUCAAAGAUGGUUCUAUGGAAAAGAAGAUGCUGAUGGCACAAAAGGGGAAGUAAAACCUCUCAUCGCUGCCGGAUUGGCGGCCAACCUGUUAGGCCAAGAUGUUCUAGGCCAAGCAGACGCUUUCAUUACCACUAACCAUAAGGCCCUUUAUGAAGAUAUCCUAGAUGAGGAGGAGUAUCAGCAACAUUUUAAUCUCCCCUGUUUUCCAAACUAUAGGGGGGACCCUACUUUUCGGGACCUAAGAAACCAUCUGCCUCUCCCCAGGGCACUGAAGAAACAAGAAGCUAAAGCAGAUGAGAAUGAGGGAGUAAUAAAAGAUAAGCUAAAACAAACUGAAACUGAGAAGAAUCAACUUGAACAGGAAUUGGAACUAUCUCGAAGGUUACUGAAUCAAUCAGAGGGCAGCAGAGAAACACUUUUGCAUCAGGUAAGUCUACGUAAACAACAUGUUAGGUAGGAAGGUGAUCGAAAAGGUUUACAGCAUCAAGUAUCUCAGAUUUCCAAGCAACAGUCAAACCACCAGGAUAAGCAAGGAGAUGACUGGAGGUUUAGGAGAGGGGUUGAGCGGGAAAACCAGGAUCUGGAGCAGCAGAUGUCAGAUUUGAGAGUGCAGCUGAACUUCAGCGCAAUGGCAUCUGAAUUAGAGGAAGUGAAGCGGUGCAUGGAGCGAAAAGACAAGGAGAAAGCACAUUUGGCAGUACAAAUAGAGAAUUUAACACGUGAAUUGGAGAACAGGGAAAAACAGCAACUUCAGAUGUUGGAUCAACUUAAGGAGAUCCAGAGUCACUUUGACACAUGUGAGGCAGAGCGAAGGCGUGCUGACCUCCAGAUCUCAGAGCUGACUCACCAUGCGGAAGAUGCCACCAAGCAGGCCGAGCACUACCUCAAUGAGUUCCAGCAGUCAGAGGCCCUGAGAGAGGAGGCAGAGAAGAGGAGAGAAGACUUGAAACUGAAAGCUCAAGAAUCUAUUAGGCAGUGGAAGCUUAAGCACAAGAAAUUAGAGCGAACAUUGGAAAAACAGUCAGAAACUCUUGAUGAGCUAACAGACAAGAAUAAUCAGAUUCUAAAAGAAAAGGAUGAAUUGAAAAGUCAACUUUAUGCAGCAUUACAACAAAUAGAGAGUCUUAGAAAGGAAUUGAAUGAUGUCCUAACCAAACGUGCUCUUCAAGAGGAGGAGCUUCACCGUAAGGAGGAAAAGCUAAGUGAUAUUAAGUCUCAUCAAGCUGACCUCGAACUAGAAGUCAGAAAUUCUCUGGACACCAUUCAUAGGCUAGAAAGUGAAUUGAAAAAUCAGAGUAAGAUUCAAGACCAGCUGAAAGUUGAGAAAGCUCACCUGGAGGAGGAAAUUGCAGAGCUAAAGAAGAGCCAGGCCCAGGACAAAGCUAAACUUCUUGAGAUGCAAGAGUCCAUCAAGGACCUGAGCGCCAUCCGAGCAGAUCUCGCUAAUAAAUUGGCAGAGGAAGAGAGAGCUAAGAAAGCGGUGCUUAAGGACCUUUCUGAACUCACAGCACAGGUGAAAUCUAGGGAUGAAGAAGAAGCUACGGCCAUCACACAGUUAAAACUAGAACGAGAUGUUCACCAGAGGGAGCUGAAAGAUCUCACGUCAUCAUUGCAGAGUGUGAAAAUGAAACACGAGCAAAAUAUCCAGGAGCUGAUGAAGCACUUUAAGAAAGAAAAGAGUGAGGCUGAGGACCAUAUUAGGACACUGAAGGCUGAAAGCCUAGAAGAUAAGAAUAUGGCUAAAGCCCAUCGUUGUCAGCUAGAGAAUUUGAAAUUACAGUGUGACAGGCUGACUGAAGAAUUAACCCAGAAUGAAAGUGAGAACAAAAAACUGAAGCUAAAAUAUCAGUGUUUGAAGGACCAACUAGAAGAAAAGGAGAAACAUAUAAGCAAUGAAGAAGAGCACUUAAGGAGGAUGGAAGAGGCCAGAUUGCAGCUCAAGGAUCAACUUCUUUGUCUGGAGACUGAACAGGAAUCUAUUCUUAGUGUGAUAGGAAAGGAAAUUGAUGCAGCUUGUAAAACCUUCUCCAGGGACUCAAUGGAGAAAUUGAAAGUUUUUUCAUCUGGUCCUGAAAUACAUUAUGACCCACAUCGCUGGUUAGCAGAAAGCAAG
Molecule: messenger RNA, 2691 nt
Organism: Galeopterus variegatus (Sunda flying lemur)
Lineage: Eukaryota; Metazoa; Chordata; Mammalia; Dermoptera; Cynocephalidae
Gene: CEP128
Product: centrosomal protein 128kDa
Exons: 16
Source: RefSeq, a predicted model, not a curated record